AUGGCCUUGUCGUCGGCAGAACUGUCUCUUAGCUUUGCAACCUUGACCCCAGAGUCCAAAGCAGCCCAAACCCACUUGGCGUCGCUUGUGGCUAAACACCGUUCAGACGCCGUCGGUUCACCAAUGGACCUAGUCGUCGCCACUAGGCAUUUGACCAACCUCCCCUCGUCAGACACCAGCGAUCCCGCCUCAAGGUCGAAACAUACAAUCAUCUUUACAUUAGGCAGAGAAAGGCACGGCCGUGUCUCAGGAUGGGCUGUUGGAAAACUGGAUUCUGACAAGCACGCACAACAUGUCAACGUGCCAAUCUGCUCUCCUAGAUCGCGCUGCUUCAAAGGGCGGAGGCUUUUCGACAUCUUCAUCCAUCCCAAGUCCGGGGUUCUGAUGAUUCGCAAUGCAAAUGAUAGCCACUCCUUAUGGUAUCUGAACGCCGACAACCAAGGCAACCACAGUACAAGUGCAUACUCAGCCAGCCGCAAAGUGUAUAUGCAGAGACAGCUUGGCAAUUGGGAUCAUGAUCACAUACGACUGAGGCAUGUUAUCCUACACAAUGUCAUUGCAAAGGGCGAUACUUGUGUCGUUCGAGCCGGCGUGGACAGGAAGACCGGGGAUCCUAUUGCUUGUAAGACCAUGCAAUGCUCGCGGGGCAAUAUCGAAGAUGCGGUCAACGAGAUCAGCAUUGCUUCAAUCAUUGCCGCUCGUGCAUCCGGUGGCCUUGUACCUUUGCUAUCCAAGUCAUGCGGACAUGGCUUUCCGCUGCCUUGUUCCCAUGCCGAGUUUGAGGAUAUGCACCUGGUCAUGCCCUACGCGCCCUUUACCUUCGAUACCGCACCGUGGCAGGAGAUCCGCCCACCUGUGAAGCUUGCACUCUUUCGUCACGCUCUCGAGGGACUCAAGAAUCUUCAUGCCGCGGGAAUCAUGCAUAGAGAUAUCAACCCUAGCAAUUUGCUGGUCUUCUCACUGCAGCCUGCCACCGCCGCCAUUGGCGAUUUUGGCAUGGCCAAGGUGGGCUCUCAGGGUGCUGAGAAGUCUCUUGGGCUUCUGGCCUACCAGGCGCCUGAGGUUGCCACUCAGGAGACCUACACCAAUGCCAUUGAUAUCUUCAGUCUGGCUUUAUCUUUUCUGGCUACAUUUGAGGGUUGCAUGUGGUCUGGUCCGCUAUCUGACCAGGAACACUACUCUGCUAUGUUGAACCACCUCUCACACUUGGAGACUCGAAUGCCUGAUGGCUUGGCGACUCUUCUACGCACCAUGUUGUCAUGGGAUUCUUCCCAUCGACCCAGCGCCGAGGAUGUUUUGACGGAUGCUGUUUGGGAGCAGAUCGCAGAGCCGGACUCUGUUCGUCCGUCUGAUUGCCAGCUUCGGCCUCUGAUGCCAGAGCCUUCACCCCCAUUCUCAAGUUCGAACAGCAACACCAGCAACACACCGGGCGUUGAUGAUUUGAAUCAGCGGAUGAAGCGCUCAGGUGCACCGCCGCCUUCAGACUUUGGAAACGACGGCGGCGGCUCAACAACUGAGGUGCAUGGUCGAGAUGAUAUGAGUGAGCGGAUGAAUCGUUCAGAGGCGCCAUCCCCAUCAUCAGCUGCAAACGACGAUAAUUGA
Trichoderma citrinoviride is the source of this 1602-nucleotide messenger RNA. RefSeq names its product kinase-like protein. Gene Ontology annotation, molecular function: protein serine/threonine kinase activity; ATP binding. The record is from RefSeq and is a predicted model, not a curated record. The transcript has 4 exons. The coding region runs from base 1 to 1602 and encodes 533 amino acids. Gene Ontology annotation, cellular component: cytoplasm; nucleus. Gene Ontology annotation, biological process: protein phosphorylation; mitotic DNA damage checkpoint signaling. NCBI's taxonomy places the organism in Eukaryota, Fungi, Ascomycota, Sordariomycetes, Hypocreales, Hypocreaceae.